Molecule: messenger RNA, 3078 nt
Organism: Suricata suricatta (meerkat)
Lineage: Eukaryota; Metazoa; Chordata; Mammalia; Carnivora; Herpestidae
Gene: SNN
Product: stannin
Exons: 1
Coding region: 2415-2678 (87 amino acids)
Cellular component (GO): mitochondrial outer membrane
Source: RefSeq, a predicted model, not a curated record
GUUUGUGGGAGCUGACAGCAGCCCUGGCAGGGACGGGGAAGAGGCCAGGAUAGCUGGUGCACUUGGCAGCACAGAAGUGCUCGGGGACCCUCCUGGAGCACACAGCCCGAUGGGGGAGGCAGGUGCUGACCAGAUGGCCAUGCUGUGGGAGCCAGGGUUGCACACUGAAGCUAGACCCUGGAUGGAGGGAGGGAACAGGUGUGGUCGCAGGACGGGGAAACCCUCCUGGACUCUCCCCGCUGGACUGCAGAGCUUGGAAGGCGUCCCUCCCUGAGCUGGAGUUAACCCCAUCAGGGUCUCUCACCCUCCACACUGCUGACUUUGGGGCCCGAUCUCUGGGGAGGGCACUGUGGGAUGUUUAGCACGUCCUUGGCCUCUGUCCACUCUGUAGUGUCCGUAGCGUUAGAACCCCCACUGCCAGUUGUGACAGCAAAACAUCUCCAGACAUUGCCAGAUGUCCCUUGGGAGGCACAGUCGCCCCUGGUUUAGAGCCACUGAACAAGGGUGGGGGGAGCAGAGUGUUGGGGCAGAGGGCUUGCCUGGCUCAAAGCCUGGAGGUCAGAGGCGGCAGAGUCACUGACUGGGGAGAAGCAGCGGGUAGGGACAGGUCCCGUCGGGCCCUGUAGGUUAUCGUAAGGAUUUGGGGCUUUUUCUCUGGGCGACAGGGCACUGGCUACAGCGGACUCGCACAGGUGGGCCAGGGAGCCUGUUGCCGUGACUGCAGCAGCCUGACCCUGCAAGGGGGGAAGAAGGGGGCAGACUCCAGGGAUGUCCCCCGCCUCCUGCCCAGGAUGCUUCUGCAGACGUGGGCACAGGAGUGGCAGGACCAUCCUGGGGUGGGGAGGCCCCUGGUCCCAGGACAGACUCCAGGGGCAUCGACUUUGCUGCCUUUGACCUUCAGGCAAGCCUGGCCUUGGGUGGGCAGGGAGCCUCCCUGGCGUGGGUAGGAACCAUUUCUAAUUAAGGCUGUGACUGUUCAAGGACGUCAGGUCCCAUCGUGUGUGGAGGGAAAGCCUCCCCUUCCAGUGCUGCCUCCUUGCGUUGAUGUAUGUCUUUCCAGAGACAUGACUUCUGCAACCAGCCCUUACUGCGUGCUGCAGGUGGCGCGGGCUCGUCCCCGCCCUCACACCAGGCGAGUGCUAGUCACUGUCACUAGCUUCACUUAGGGUGAGGAGAAGUUAGAAAGUGCAGGGUCUUGAGACCCAGGAGAGCGUGCUAGCUUCCACCCCCUCCAGCCUUAGGAGUCUGGGUUUUUUCUGUUUGCUGUGCCUCCCACUGCUGGCCGCCUGUGGCAGUCACCAGCUCGGUGAACAGAGGAUGAACUCGCGGCUCAGCGAGGUGGAGGGGCUUGCCUGAAGCUGCAGUGGCUGGAAGGUGGCGGUCCCGGCGCCCACGGCCCUCAGCUCCUGCUUCCCAGCCUGCCAAGAUGCCAGUCCCCUGCCAGGAAGGCUCCUCCCCAAGGACCGGCCCCUCUUGCCAGCUCAGCUUCUGCCCCACCUCCCUGGUAUCACCCACCCCCGCUGUAGCAUCCUGGCACAGGAUCCCCUGGGUCCCUGGCAUGGCCCUUAUGCGUUUUAGUGACAAGCACUGGCGUACUGACCCGUUUGCAGUCUCGGUCCCGCACCUGCCGCUGGGCUUGGAGCCGGCGGGGUCUGGGCUGUGCUGCUCUUCCCUCCCUGCCCUCCCCACAGCUGUUGUGAGUGCCAACACGGACCAGGACCCGGCUGCUUAGGACUCUCCCCGGGGCUGCUGCUGCUCCCCGGUGGGCACCCGCUGCCGUCUGCUGCACCCUCCCCCAGGUGUUCCAGAAGACUUGGGGGGCUUACUUACAGCGCCGCCUCUUUGAGAGGGACCCAUGUCCUUUCCCUGCUGUCGGUUCCCUCACGUCUAGCCAUCAUGAAAUACCGGCUCCUGUCUGUCCCUGAGUGGUUACUGAGCACCUAGUGGUGCUGAGCUUCCAGAUCAUUCACCUGAAACAGACCCUCGCGUUUCCACAGCAGUGGGGUUGCGGGUCGUGGGCCCCCUUCCUUGCACCUCCAGUCCUUGGCUGGGGGAGGGGGAUUCCUGUCUGGUGGCAGAAGCACAGACGGUGUCGAGGGUGGGGGAUGGACACGGGCUGUGGCCGGCAGAGAGGACGCCAGUAGUUAACGUCAUGAGCAAAGCAACAGCGAAAGCCAGCGGGCGUGUUUCUAACUAGGAUGAGGGCAGGAUGGGCAGGCCGAAGACCCAAUUAAAGAUGGACCCCGGGGGAGGGCCCCUGCCCCCUCCCCCCCGGGAGUCUGUGAGCAGUUGGGGUUCCACUGGAGUCACCCUGCCUUGUCUUCCAGGGCUCUCGUGUCCAGCCUGAGUUCCAGCCUCGCUGAGCCGACCGGCCCACAAGCGUCCCCCCUCGGGAGCCUCCCCCGGCGCUGACCAUGUCUAUCAUGGACCACAGCCCCAGCACGGGCGUGGUCACAGUCAUUGUCAUCCUCAUCGCAGUCGCGGCCCUGGGGGCCCUGAUCCUGGGCUGCUGGUGCUACCUGCGGCUGCAGCGCAUCAGCCAGUCGGAAGACGAGGAGAGCAUCGUGGGGGAUGGCGAGACCAAGGAGCCCUUCCUGCUGGUGCAGUACUCCGCCAAGGGACCGUGCGUGGAGAGGAAGGCCAAGCUGACCCCCAGCGGCCCGGAAGUCCACGGCUGAGCCGGGAUGCGGAGGCCCCCAGGCCCGGGUGCAGCCAGUGGAGAGGCAGGGGUGGCUGCUGAGAGGAAGGGCUGACGCUUGCUGGCAUGGCCUCGCCGGGCUCCGUCACCGCUUGCACAGCCUCCCGGGGGCCUGGCCGUCCUGAGCCAGGACGUGGCGGCCCUGGGCACCCCCUUGGCCUCCUGGUGGGACUGCCCAUUGCAGGCAGUGGGCAGGCCUGACCUCGCUGGGGCUCACGACCCCAUAGCGCUUUUGUUACUUGAAUGUUUAGCUGAGCCUGGUUUUGACAGAGCUACUACUGUAACGCGUGAACUCACCAACCUGUGAACUGUAAAUAGGCCCCGGACGCAUGUGCUUAAAGCCUUUGUUGCCGAUUUUUAAAAACACCGUGUAGAGCACA